This is a messenger RNA of Hemibagrus wyckioides, 868 nucleotides long. RefSeq names its product F-box only protein 50-like. Gene Ontology annotation, molecular function: ubiquitin protein ligase activity. Gene Ontology annotation, cellular component: SCF ubiquitin ligase complex; cytoplasm. The coding region runs from base 64 to 777 and encodes 237 amino acids. The record is from RefSeq and is a predicted model, not a curated record. The transcript has 6 exons. Lineage: Eukaryota; Metazoa; Chordata; Actinopteri; Siluriformes; Bagridae. Gene Ontology annotation, biological process: glycoprotein catabolic process; SCF-dependent proteasomal ubiquitin-dependent protein catabolic process.
UUCUUCCGGUUUUCAUUUUGCUUUACAGCGCGAGAAAGAAGAAGCUGCUGAGGGGCAAAAAAAAUGUCUUCAAUGGCGGAGUGGAAGCAGAAAUGCGAUUCAGAGUGGAAACUGGCGGCUAAAGGAGUUCCUUUGCCGGACGACGUGGACUGGAAAACCGUAUAUGAGAAGAAACCACUGGAGCGGAAUUUACUGAAGAACCCGUCGCCUUACGGUUUGAAUCAUGACACUCCGCUACCCGAACCGGAGCUCAGAGAACGUCCGGACCCUGACCAGCCACCACAGUAUGAACCGACAGGUGAUUUCUCAGGUUGGAACACUAGUACAGAGCAUUUGCCACUGGAUACCAGCGGUAUUCCUCCAGGUGUCGUGGUCUGCUAUAUGCCAAACUUCAUCUGGUUCUCCAUGGAGCAGCAAGUCGAUCUGAAGGCUGAAGGACUGUGGGACGAACUACUCGACACGUUCCAGCCGGUCAUAGCCAUCGAGGACUGGUAUGAGGAGAGUCAACUCCAUACUUCUAUCUAUGAGCUUCAUGUGAAACUCUUAGCUGCUGAUGGCCAAACUGUGAUUAAGGAAUACACAUGCAGUCCCACAGAGGACCUGGAGGUCUACUCUCACAACUGGAAACAGGUUUCCCACGUGUUCUCAGGCUACGGGCCCGGCGUGAGAUACGUUCACUUUCUGCGCAAAGUAAAAAAUAAGUUCAUGGUUGAAUUCUUUGAAACCAAGGUCACUGGGACUUCAGUUGUCGUCAAGGCAACCAAGUCUAGCUCAUGAUUUAAAAACAAUGCCAAAUACUGUGUACUUCCACUGGAAACUGUAUUGCACAAAGGUAUUACACAAUUUAAUAAACCAAAGCUUUUCUCAA